Molecule: messenger RNA, 369 nt
Organism: Blastocystis hominis
Lineage: Eukaryota; Bigyra; Opalinata; Blastocystidae
Exons: 1
Coding region: 1-360 (119 amino acids)
Source: RefSeq, a predicted model, not a curated record
AUGGAGGAGGUGGAGAAGGUAAGAGCGGAAAGGAGUGGUGACGAGCAGAAUAUUGAUUUGUACGGAGAGGAAACCAGCGAAAUCCUGCGAAAAGCGAUGCAGACGCAGGAUGAUGGGAAGGAGGUCGAGGACCCACCAAAGUAUCUGAGCGUGUUCCUUGCGUUCCGAGCGGCGCUGAAGAAGGAGAGAGCGAAGCGAGGAGGCGAGAAGAAGGGAGAAAAGGAGGAGGAGGAAGAAGAAGAAGAGGGAGAGAAAGAAGGGAAGAAAGAACUGAAAGCGAUUUCGAGCGAGAGCCAGAAGCGAAAAGAACCGGAAAAGAAGAGGAAAGGCACCGGAGCGAAGAGACAGCGAAAGAAGUAAUGUGUGUAU